UGCAAGUGUAGGCAAGAAUUGAUGUAGACAUGCAUUACAUGAAAGUAGAGAACCUUAAUAUGCAGGAAAAUGUUGAUUAAGAUUUAUGUCUGAUACAUAAAUUAGUUUAAUAAAGGUUUUUUUAUACUUUUUGUAAAGUACCACAUUGGGAACCAUUAAAAGAAUUCUCUUCAUUUGAAAGCGUGGAAAUUAUAUGUUGAUGUUUUCGCUGUGUAAUUAUCAAACAAUUAAACGCCAAAAGUCUAACUAAUGUAAAGGUUUUUGCAAUGGUUAUCCUGUAUUUCGACUUGUUCUUCUACAUUAUCUUCUUAAUUUAGCUUCAAAUUUAACAUAAUACGGAAAGGCAUCAAGGUUGUGCAAAAUAUAUUUCCUUAUUUCGUUCACGUUUCUUUUGGGUUCAUCAAACACAGUUAUCUCGUAAUGUUAUACUAGCAUUUAAAAAUAAGUUACCACUUAUCUCGUUUUGCUCAGGCUAUCGACCCAUUCAAACAGCACACACAACCGCUAAACGUCUCUUUAGAAACUGUUUUGUCACUAUGGCUUCCUAAGUCGGUUCCAUAGUAACAGAGUUUUAAAAGCUAAGUUAUCCUGAAAAAAGAAGUGAAAGUUGACCAAUAACAACUUAUAUAUCAAAAAGCCUAUAUUUAGCCUUAUAUAUAAAAAAGGCACGCGUAGUGUUUGUCACAAACCCUACUGAUAAUUGUUUAUUCGGAAUGUCAAAGGCACUCUAGGCGGACGAAUCAUUUAUUAGGCGGAUGCUGCUUCUGUGCGAGUAUUAUUAUCACGAUGCAGUCAUCACGUGACAUAACCCGGAAGUAAUAACAUGCAUCGUAUUGAAUUUUGACGAUAAAAAUAACCUUGAACUAUUUUAAUCUUACCUGAGCACAUGCUAUGAAAUUGAGGAGUUAAAUUACUUUUUUUAAAACUCGUUGAUUUUUGCUUUGUAUUUGUACUUUGAUUAAACUAAGAUUUCGGACGUUUUUCUUUGUCAGCGAGUUGUAAAACACAACUUUACUUUUAUUAAACGGACUCCACUUUUUUAAAUGAGAGGACUGGACCAGCAGAUGUGUGUACCAAAUGAGUUAGGUCUGGACCAACAACUUGUGUAGGACAUGUUAGAAAUCAAUUAAAGACCAUCAACAUGGGGCUAGAAACUGACUUGGAAAACCAUCAGGAACAGACGCUUACAGGUGAUGUAGACAAACGGAAAAAGACGUUAAAACGUAGUGCGGUCCGACUGGCAGGCUUUAUGUUUUGGACAAACUUUGCCGCUUUCGUUUCCUUAAUGAUAGGAUGUUUUGCUCCCGGAUGGUUAACUAUUGGAAAGAAUGACCUCUCACUAUGGCAUCUCACAAAAUGUUAUCUAAAUUCCGAACAUCCAAUUGAUGCUGUUAAGACGUUCAAUCGAUGUGAGAUAAUAUCGUAUUAUUUGGUUGCUAGGCCACCUAUGGACUUACACGCAGAUCUUGAUUACAUAGACCUUGUGGAAGCUGAAGUUCUAUACUGCAUCGGAAUGGUUUUGUCAUUUGUAACCUUGAUAAAAUUUUACCAACGAAGACAAAAAAUUGCCAAAGGCAUAUGCGAUGAAAUUUGUUUACGAAAAUGGGUUUUACUUUUUAUACUGGCGAGUCUUUCAGCUGUGCUUGUUUUAUUACCUGUCGGAAUGUUCAGUGGGAUAAAAGAAAAGGAUUCCUUUGUACCGCUGUUCAGUGGAAUGGUUUUUGCUGGGUUUGGUGGAGCAUCGAUGACCUUGAUUGCUACAUCAAUGCUUCUCUGUUUUCCAGUUCUUCCUUGUAAAUAUUUCCAGUUUGAUGAUACCCAAAUUCCUGUUUAAAGGCUUAAACAAUGUUUACACCAAGCCAUAGCAACAUUUACAUUAACAAUGUAUGUAAUACACUAUGGACCUACACUGAAACUCAAGCAGUAGUAUUAGCUAGAAGCUUAUAUGACUAAUAGCUUUUUAGCUAAUCUGGAAGCAUUUAAAACAAUUAGGAUAAAAAUCCAAUGAAAAUAUUGUUUUACAAAUUGAAAGUGAAAACUGUCAUAAUCCUUUAAAAAUUGCUUAUCUUUUUGAGCCUUUUUUACAACUGUUGCUUCUAAGCUGGUUGAUUGCUAGCAAAUUGUUUGACAUUGACUCACCAACUUUGUUAGAUUUUUUUAAUUAUGACAGAAAUGUUAAGAAUAAUAAAAUGUACUUGGAAAAUGUG
Ruditapes philippinarum (Manila clam) is the source of this 2207-nucleotide messenger RNA. RefSeq lists its product as uncharacterized. The record is from RefSeq and is a predicted model, not a curated record. NCBI's taxonomy places the organism in Eukaryota, Metazoa, Mollusca, Bivalvia, Venerida, Veneridae. The transcript has 5 exons. Bases 1142 to 1834 code for a protein of 230 amino acids.